AGUGCCGCGUUAACUGUCAGUGUGUACGCACGUCGCUGUUGCUCAAAAUGGCUACCGAAUCACGCAUCGCGCUUAUGAAAGAGCGUAUUUAAAGUACUUUAGCGUCAUUAAGAACGUUAACAAACGCUAAGAACACUGCUUAUAUUGAAGAUGAACGUUAUAAAAAGUUAACUGAAGAAGUUUCCACGGCAAAAAUAACAGCUAGAAAGACUUCUCGUGAUUAUUGGCUAUUGCGGCGAUACGAUGUGCUUACCAUUGACCAGAAAAGUAAGCUUAUUUUUCCUGUUAAAGACACUACAAGCACUAUUAUUUACUACGCAUGUGAUAGCGAGUUAUUCGACAUAUUACACGAGGCACAUAUUCAAAUUGGUCACGGCGGAAGAGAUCGUAUGAUGAAAGAGGUAGGGAGUCACUACAAAAACAUAACACGUAAGGAUAUAGAAACUUAUCUUGAACUUUGUGAACCCUGUCAACAAAAACAAAACAAGAUCAAAAAAGGCAUUGUUGUAAAGCCUAUUAUAUCGUCAGAGUUUAACUCUAGAUGCCAAGUGGAUCUGAUAGAUUUUCAGUCCCAGCCCGACGGUGAUAACAAAUUUAUAAUGGUGUAUCAAGAUCAUUUAACAAAAUUUGUUGUUUUAAAACCACUUAAAACAAAACGAGCUGAGGAAGUGGCUCACACUUUAUUGGACAUAUUUACUAUACUUGGUGCUCCUGCAAUAAUUCAGUCUGAUAACGGCAGAGAAUUUUCCAACCGAAUUAUUGAUCAUUUAAAAACAUAUUGGCCUACUUUAAAAAUUAUUCAUGGUAAACCCAGGCAUUCGCAAAGUCAGGGGAGUGUGGAAAGAGCAAAUCAGGAUAUUGAAAAUAUGUUGACCACGUGGAUGCAAGACAAUAAUAAUUCACAUUGGAGUGAGGGUUUGAGAUUUGUGCAACUCAUAAGAAACAGAGCUUUUCACGAUGGUAUUAAGCAAUCUCCUUAUGAGGCACUUUUUGGGUGUAAAGUAAAAGUUGGGUUACAGUUACCCAAUGAUUUCACGCAAAAUGUAGAAACUGUAGAAGAUUUGGAUAAAAUUAUACAGGACCUUACCAAAAAUGAAGAAAAUCCCGAAAUCACUGCAUGUGAAUUCUCUAAGGUGAACACGGAGGCAAGUCAAGUUUCUAACAACGAUUCAGAUCAACCCGAAACUAAUACGCAACCUCCAGCUUGCACCCUCCAAUGCAGCGUCUGUUCACAAGAAACUACAGAGGCUCAUACAUGUAGAGAAUGUGUAUGUGCAAUCCACGCUAUUUGCGCUGUUGCUGAAGAAUCAUCUGAUGAAGGAUUUGGAUCUAAAGUUUUGUGUCUAUUAUGUUCAAAAAAAUAUAAAGUACAAGAUAAUCGUCAAAGUGCUAAGAAAACCCUACAACAACAGGCUGAAAAAAUGCUAAAAUCGAGUGAAAAGAAGUUUGCUCCUGUACCUAUUGGCACUUCUGUACGAAUUGCAGUUCCAGAGGUUGACAGAGAACGUGGUAAUGCCCGAAAUAUUAUAGGUGUAGUUUUGGCUAAAACCGAUGAUGAGCUUUAUCAAAUUGGUACUAAGAACGGAAUCUUAAAACAAGUAUAUUCUCGAUCUCAGAUUAAUGUGUGUCCAAGAGCUCUUCUUGAUGCAGAGGAUGUACCGAGUACGGAGAUAGCACUACGGUCAGUUGCUAACCUACAAUCCACUGGAACCGGCCAGGGAUUUAAAAAGUGCCAUUGCAAAAAAAACUGUACUACAGCAAGAUGUCUGUGCUAUAAAAAUAAAUUAUUGUGUACUUCCAAGUGCCAUUCCGGCUUACCCUGCAAAAAUAAAUAGCCAUAUGGACUGACUCGUUACAUAAUAUAAAGACUUACUUUAAUAUUGUGACAUUUAUAAUUACUUAAAUAACGACUAAUUACUUACCCAACGAAAGUUUGACUUUAUGAGAAUAAUAUAAGUCGAUUUUGUGAUAAAUACAUUUUAAAAGUGCCUAGAUACUUGAUUUUCGAAGCUUUAAUUAGUAAGAUAAUAUGAAGAUUAUUAUAUUAUACGAAAUGACUGUUACCUAAACGCUGUUGUCUCAACGAGUGCUUUAAUAAAAAUUAUUAUUCUCAUUUU
Parnassius mnemosyne (clouded apollo) is the source of this 2117-nucleotide messenger RNA. NCBI's taxonomy places the organism in Eukaryota, Metazoa, Arthropoda, Insecta, Lepidoptera, Papilionidae. The record is from the annotation of a GenBank genome assembly.